Daphnia carinata is the source of this 1538-nucleotide messenger RNA. RefSeq names its product DNA-(apurinic or apyrimidinic site) endonuclease 2-like. Gene Ontology annotation, biological process: base-excision repair. Gene Ontology annotation, cellular component: nucleus. Lineage: Eukaryota; Metazoa; Arthropoda; Branchiopoda; Diplostraca; Daphniidae. Bases 107 to 1462 code for a protein of 451 amino acids. The record is from RefSeq and is a predicted model, not a curated record. The transcript has 8 exons. Gene Ontology annotation, molecular function: DNA-(apurinic or apyrimidinic site) endonuclease activity; zinc ion binding; double-stranded DNA 3'-5' DNA exonuclease activity.
UUGAAAAGGCUUUGAAACUCCUUUGAUAGUGCAAGAUGUUGAAUAUAGUGACCUGGAAUAUUAAUGGAAUUCGUUCGAGUUAUAGGAACAUAUUUUUACCCACUACAUGUCAUUCAAAAUUUACAUAUUGCAGAUUGUCUGCCUGCAAGAGACGAAGAUUACUAGAGAUAUGCUUGAUGAAGCAACAGCUCUUGUUGAAGGGUAUUCCUCUUACUACAGUUUCUCCCGAAAAAAAUCUGGUUAUUCAGGUGUUGCAACCUAUUGCAAAACGUCUUGCACACCUUUUCAAGCAGAAGAAGGCCUUGCUGGAACCUUCAGUUCUCAUGAGGACAAAAUAGAUUUUUAUGACAGUGUUCAUAGCUCAUUCACUGAUGAAGGGCUUAAGGCACUAGAUUCUGAAGGACGGUGUGUCAUGACACUACACAGGUUUAAGGAAGAAGAAGCUGUAGGAUCCCUCAUUGUAAUGAAUGUAUAUUGUCCUCAUGCUGGUGACAAUGAUGAACGUUUAGCUUAUAAGCUCGAGUUUUAUCGAGCAUUAAGUCUCCGUUGCCAUGAUUUACUUAGCAAAGGGUAUCACGUCAUCGUCCUCGGUGAUAUUAACGUUUCACAUCGUCUCAUUGACCAUUGCGAGCCCGAUGAUGUUACCAGUUUCUCGAAGUCACCUAGUCGGAUAUGGUUAGAUGGUUUCUUAGUUGAGGGAGGUGGAAAAUUCAUUGACUCGUUUCGCUAUCUGUAUCCGACUAAAGAAAAGGCCUUUACUUGCUGGAACACGAAGCUGAACGCACGAGUGAAUAACUAUGGAACCAGGAUAGACUACAUAAUGCUCAGUUCAAAAUUAAGCCAGUCAUUACGAGAAUGCAUUAUCAUGAAUGAAGUUUAUGGAAGUGAUCACUGCCCAGUUAAAGCAUCUAUAGCACUCCAUUUUAUGUCAUCCACUCACCUUCCUGCAUUAUGCACCAGAAAUUUCAAAGAAUUCUCAGGCAAGCAGCUAAAAAUGUCAGAAUUUAUCUGCAAACGCAAUCAUCUUGCCAUUGAGUCAGCAAAUGAAUUGCAAAGUAGAUCUGAAGUUUCAGAGCCCAAAAAGAUGCGCCUAUCGCAGAAAACUACUAAACAGCAAAGCAGUUUAUUGAAUUUCUUCGCUCCAACGUCAGUGACCAGUCGCGAAAAUAUUUCUUCCCUACAAUUCAUUUCCAGUACAACAGAAUCAAUGAAUAGCUUCGACUGCGAUAAGUCUUUAUCUAGUGCCACCAGUUCUUCUGUAGGUUUGUGGAAAAAUCUGUUAAAAGGACCCGCUCCUCCGCCUGUCUGUAGUGGACAUAAGGAGGCGUGCGUCUUGCGAACAGUUAAGAAGAAGGGUCCAAAUAUGAAUCGGCAAUUCUGGGCAUGUCCCCGGGCAGCUGGACACAGCAGUGAUCUCAACGCACAGUGUAAUUUCUUUCUUUGGGCUUCUGCGAAACGGUAAUCGCUCACGUACAGUACGCAGUGUAAUGCCAAUGUAAUAUAUGUAUUGUAAAUAGUAAAAGAAAAUUGAAACGAUA